AUGCCCCGCUACCAAAGCGCAUUUCGCUCACGAGUUGGUUUCGUUGGACGCCUUGGAACCCAAUCCGUCAUCUACCCGCCAAUGUCUAUCUCUUCUCCCACUUUCUCCCCUGCCGCAAACCCCGCGCCGAUCGGCACCGCCGUCACCGACGAUCGCACUAUCGCUGCCUCACCGCCACCAUCGGCCCUGUCCCAACGCCUGCAUCGACCGCAGCGUCCAGCACCACGACCACGACUCCACGCACAUCCCCCACUGAUGGGACGACGUCUGACGUCUAAUCAACUCCAACCAUCACCAACAUCCCCACCCGCAGCGAGGGGGAUUCGGUCUAUACCUGCCCUCAUUGCAAUCGCAUAUUCACUCCACGCACCGGUCUGGUCGGUCACUUGCGAAUCCAUCGCACAGAGACUGGCGAACCGGGGACGCCAGCAUACACUCGCCGCACCCGCAUAG
Messenger RNA from Spirometra erinaceieuropaei, 453 nucleotides. NCBI's taxonomy places the organism in Eukaryota, Metazoa, Platyhelminthes, Cestoda, Diphyllobothriidea, Diphyllobothriidae. The record is from the annotation of a GenBank genome assembly.